Messenger RNA from Aspergillus mulundensis, 1002 nucleotides. RefSeq names its product monooxygenase fmaE (gene fmaE). NCBI's taxonomy places the organism in Eukaryota, Fungi, Ascomycota, Eurotiomycetes, Eurotiales, Aspergillaceae. The record is from RefSeq and is a predicted model, not a curated record. The transcript has a single exon. Bases 1 to 1002 code for a protein of 333 amino acids.
AUGGCCCCCUUCAAACCCCUCCUCCCAAACAUCCCAACCUCACACGCCCGCAAAGCCACCUACAAACCCUCCACCACAGAGCUGGAACCCCGCGAAAAUGCCCCCCUCCCAAUCCGCCGCCCCUCACCAACCGUGAUCCUCCGCGACGGCCUCACCCUCUCAACCUGGCUGCUGGUCGGCGGCGUCCUGCAAGGCCUCGCAAUCCGCACAAUGGGCUACAAGUCGCUGCUCCCGGCCGCAUUAAUACUAAGCUACCGCGCGCUCGACACAGCCCUAAUGACCCUGUCCCUAAAGAAAAACCACUACAUGGACGACGUGAUCAUGCGAAAAUACAGCGCGCAGUAUCCCACCAACGGAUCCUUCGCCAGCACAACAAACCCAAACACCGGGCAAGAAGACGGCGACCCGGCCUCAACCCCGCUCGUGGUCUUCCACCUCGGCGCAAAAUGCAACCACCCGCUUGGCCUCCUCGCGCCGGGCUUCAAAGAGCUCGGCGACUGGGCGGAGAGACUCUACGAGAGUCUGCGGGUGAACCCGAGCAAGUACGGACUUUUGGGAAUGACGCGGUUCGUCGGCGCCGCGGAGGCGAGCGGGAACGAGACGCUGAGCGUGAUGUAUUUCCGGGAUUAUGAGGGGCUGCAUGCGUUUGCGCAUGAUUUGAUGCAUGCGGAGAGUGUGAGGUGGUGGUCGGGCAUCGUGAAGCGGCAUCCGCAUUUGGCGAUCUGGCAUGAGACGUAUGUUGUGCCGCGCGGGUGCUGGGAGAAUAUCUAUGCGCAGGCUGGGGUUACGGGGAUGGGGGAUACGUUUUUCCCGGUUGUUGAUAAGGAGGGGGAUGGGGAGGUCAAGGAGUGGGCGAGGGGGGUUGUGGAUGCGCGGGGUGGUGCGUUGAGGACGGGGUCGAGGAGGUUGAGGAUGGCGCAUUUGGAGGAGAAGGAGAAAGAGUUGGAGGGGUAUUAUGAUAUGACGGAUGGGGGCGGAGCGUUUGAUGAGGUUGCUCAGUAA